Molecule: messenger RNA, 1482 nt
Organism: Trifolium pratense (red clover)
Lineage: Eukaryota; Viridiplantae; Streptophyta; Magnoliopsida; Fabales; Fabaceae
Product: thaumatin-like protein 1
Exons: 3
Coding region: 365-1297 (310 amino acids)
Biological process (GO): defense response
Cellular component (GO): extracellular region
Source: RefSeq, a predicted model, not a curated record
AAUGAUCAAAAUUGUUAUUAUUGUAUGAAUUAUGUUCAAGUGCGACACUUAUUUUGAGUAAGAAAAAAAAAGUAAGCAAUUAAACAAAUAAAACACUAACAAUAUGGAUAGGUGACAUAAUCAUGAAAGCUAAUGCACUUGACAUUCCUCCUUAAGCCUCUAUAUAUAUGAAUGCAUGAGCUAGCAUUCAGAUUCCCCCCACCACCAAUUUCUCCCUAACCUCUCUACUCCUUCUUCUAUAAUAAUCCAUUUCUUCCUUUAUCACUUCCCCUAAAAGGAGUGCCACAUCCCCUCAUUUCCCAUUUUUGUACUAUCAACUUUUUUAGUUCACAACACUCAAAAUAAUUGGUUAGGAAAUUCAACUAUGUCUCUGUUCUCACAUCACCAACAUUCUUCACAUCAAUUCUUCAUUUUCCUACUUAUCUUAGCUUUCAAAGGGUUUACAAUUUCAGUUUCAGCAACAACAUUCACAUUUGUGAACAAAUGUGAUCAUACAGUAUGGCCAGGAAUUCUAGGUAAACCGGAUCUCGGAACAACCGGUUUCGAACUCAAAAAGGGAACAACACAAACCUUUCAAGCACCAACCGGUUGGUCCGGUAGAUUCUGGGCAAGAACCGGUUGCAAAUUCGAUGAUUCCGGUCACGGAACAUGCUCAACCGGCGACUGUGGUUCCGGAGAAAUCAACUGCAACGGUAACGGAGCAACACCACCAGCAACACUAGCAGAAUUCACUCUAGGAACAGGCUCACCUGAUUACUACGACGUUAGUCUCGUCGAUGGUUACAAUCUUCCGAUGAUCGUUGAAACCAACGGCGGUUCAGGUUCAUGUGAGGCUACUGGUUGUGGUGAAGAUAUUAACCGGAGGUGUCCAUCGGAGUUGAGAGUGGAUGGUGGUGACGCGUGUAAUAGCGCGUGUGGCGCGUUUGGGAGAGAGGAGUAUUGUUGCAGCGGCGCGUUUGCUUCGCCGUCGAGUUGUUCUCCGUCGGUUUAUUCGGAAAUGUUUAAAGUUGCUUGUCCGAAAUCUUAUAGCUAUGCGUUUGAUGAUGCUACGAGUACUUUUACUUGUACUGAUGCUGCUGAUUAUACUAUCACAUUUUGUCCUUCUUCUUCCCCAAGUUUGAAGUCUUUGAUGCAGUCAGGACCAGGAUCAUCAGUAGAACAAGCUGCAGUAGCUACUAAGUCAUGGAUAGCCAAUUUGGCUACGGGGGAUUCCACAAGAAUAAACCAACCAUUUUCAAUUUCCAUGUCUAUAUUUUUUAUGGCUAUCACUUUCAUUUUUUCAUAUUUAGUCUUUUAGUCUCUAUGUGUCCUUUUCUUAGUGACAUUUCAUUUUCUCAUAGUCUUUAUGACAUAGGAAAAGGAUCAAACAAAAUGUAAUUGGUGUAAUUAACUUAGAUUAUGGUUGUUGAAUUAAUUCAAUGUAUAUUAUAAGUAUUUUUAUUUAAUUAACCAUUUUGUUGGUUUUUGUUCUUUGUAUCAUUU